This is a messenger RNA of Lepisosteus oculatus (spotted gar), 8448 nucleotides long. NCBI's taxonomy places the organism in Eukaryota, Metazoa, Chordata, Actinopteri, Semionotiformes, Lepisosteidae. The record is from RefSeq and is a predicted model, not a curated record.
GAAUUUGAGUCUACACGUAUUUCCCCUCCAUAAGCGUCUGGUUCAAAGAUAUUUCCCUUUUAUUUAUUUUUUUUUCAUUUGUAUUGGAACCACACAGCUUUUAAGAUGCCUUUAAAAAUUGACUGGGGUGAACUGAUGGAUGUCGAUCCAGAUGCCUUAACAGAUCAGGAGAGCCUGGCCCAAAAACUUUUGGAUUUCAUUUCACAGGUUGAAAAGAGGGAUCUGAAAGGUGAUAGCCCGGAGAAGAUCAUUCAUCUUUUUAGAAUCACUCAGGCCAUAAUGAAGAUGAAAGCUCAAGAAGUGGAUCUGGCAUUAGAAGAAGUAGAAAAGGCUGGUGAAGAACAAGCUAAAAUUGAAAACCAGUUAAAAGCUAAAGUUUACAAGUUGGAACAUGAGUUAGAGAUGGCUCAACGUACUGCCGGCGGACGAGAUACCCGCUUUCUUCGAGAUGAAAUUCGCCAGCUGGAGAAUCAGCUGGACCGCAAGGAGAAGGAAUUGGCCCAGGUGGAAAAAGAAAUCAACAAGGAGAAGAAGGCAAAUGAAGAAUUAACUCUUCGAGCAGAAGAUGCAGAAAAUGAAAACAGAAAACUGAAAAGAGAGAAUGAACAAUUACGCCAAGACAUCAUAUAUUACAGACGUGAGUUAGACCAAAAAGAGACGGUUCAAUACACAGAAAAGGAAAAAGAAGCCCAAGCGAACUUAGCAAUUGUGAACCGUGAGUUGCAUGAGUGUCUGGAUGAGCUGCAGCGUGUUGAAGCAGAGAGGGACGAACUCAAAGCACAGAAUGACAAUGCCCAGAAGGCUCUAUUAGAUGCGACAAAGGAAAUGAUGGUAAUGGAAGAGGAUUACAGCAGAAUGAAAAUAACAGUGAAGCAGUCAGACAUUCUCAUGGACCAAAUGAAGAAAGAGAGUGAACACUUGAAGCUUCAAGUACAGGAGCUCACAGCACAGAUUCAGGCCAAGGCAGAGGAGGAUGAUCCAGUGAUGGCAGCCGUGAAUUUAAAGGUCGAGGAAUGGAAGAGAAUUCUCUCUGCAAAGGAUGAUGAGAUAAUGGAAUAUCAGCAGAUGCUGAGGGAGCUCAAAGAGAAACUUAGAGUGACACAGCUGGAUUCUGACAAAAAUAACGUCAUGGCUCUCCAGCAGGUCAUUUAUGAACUCUGUGCUGCCGUGCAAGAAAGGGAUAGUCAGAUCAAGAUGCUGACUGAACAAGUUGAGCAAUACACAAGUGAAAUGGAAACAAAUGCAAUUGUUAUUGAAGAACUCAAGAAACCUCUUCAGAAAACCAGAGGACUUCCUACAGUAAUACAACAGAAGAAAACUGAAGAACUUCAAGCAAAACUUCAGGUGGCAGAGCAGAGGGUUCGGGAUGCUGAAAGGGUAGCAGAGCUUGCAGAGUCUGAUGCCAAAGAAAAGGACAAAGAACUUAGUGAUGCUCUCUCUCGAAUGACGGCUUAUGAGGCUGGUGUGUAUGGGCUGGAAAAUGCUGUUGCAGAAAUCAAAGAAUACAAAAAACAGAUAAAGACAAGAGAGCAGGAAAUGGAAUAUCUGACACGAGAAAUCAACAAGCAAGAAAUGAAGAUUAAUGACCUGCUGGAUGAAAAUGAAGACUUCAGAGAACGUUUGGGACUUAAUCCAAAAGAGGUUGUUGAUUUGUCUGAAUUUAGAAGAACAAAAACUUUAAAACAGCAACAAUAUAGAGCAGAAAAUCAGAUUCUUCACAAGGAGAUUGAAAGGCUAGAAGAAGAAAGACUUAACCUGAAGAGGCACAUAAGAAAACUUGUAAAAGACAAAGGGCUCAGUGGAGACUAUUUACAGCUUGAAGAUGAUUUCAGUAGAACUUCCAUAAGUUUUGAAAAGGCAAAGUUUACAUCUAGUUCCAUAAAUCAGGAAGAGAUGAGAGACAAGAAUGAACACCUUUUAAAAGAAUUGAAUGACAAAGAUAAAGAACUUCAACUCCGAAUGAAAGACUCAGCUGAGUUUAAAGCUAAAUUUGAUGAGUUGCUAAAAGAGAAGAAAUAUCUUGAGGAAGGAAUGAAAGAAAUACUGCAAGUAAUAAAAGAUGCCCGAGAGAAGUCACAAGGAGAUGUAGUCCUACAUAUCUCUAGUCUUGAAAGACUCAUCAAUAUAAUUGAGGUGAGAAAUUCACCAGGAGGUUUUGAUGCUUGUGUGCACUUAAAGACUCAAGUUGACCAGCUCACUGGGAAGAAUGAAGAGCUAAGAAAGGAAAUGAAAGAGGCUCGUAAAGAGGCAGCUAAUGCUUCAAGCCAGCUAAUCAAAGCCAAUGAAAAGGUUGAGCACUUGGAAUGUGAAAUAGAGGCCUUGAAACAGUCAAGAGGGAGCAGUGUUGUUUUCAAGACUUUAAAUCUGCCAGAAGAAAUGGCCUUGUCUAGUAUGGAGGUCAUCAGUGCUCUUAAUGAAUAUGCAGUUAGCCUUCUACAAGAACUUAAAAAUAAAGAGGCAACUGAAAAGGUGCUGGAAGAAGCUUUAGAGGAAUAUAAACGUAAAUUUGCUGUGGUUCGUCAUCAGCAAGGACUUCUAUACAAAGAAUAUCAAAGUGAAAGAGAAUCUUGGCUGAAUGAAAAAGAAAAGUUCACAGAAUUGAAGAAUAGACUCGAAGAGCAAAAGGAAUUAGAUGCUGUGAAAAUAAAGGAGUACAAUCACUGGCUUGAAGUGCUGGAGAUGGACCCAUCAGAUACAAAGAAACAGAUCUCAGAAGCAGCUCGAAAAAUCACUGUGUUGCGGGUGAAUGAAAAGUCCUUGACAAGACGGUACACAACCUUGCUAGAAAUGGAGCAACAUCUGAGGAAGGAGAACAACAGACUGAAGAAUGAAAUUCUAGAAAUGAACAGUGCAGUAGCAGACAGAAUAGGGUACCUACAGCGAUAUAAGGACAUGGCUGCUUUCAAAAUAGCAGCCUUGCAAAAAGCCUUGGAUAACAGUGUUUCCUCUUCAGAACUUGAGAGGGCAAAUAAGCAAUACAAUGAAUUGACAAUUAAAUACAGAGACACUCUGCAGAGGGAUAACCAGCUUGUUUGGAAAACAACCAAUUUGGAACAUUUAGAGGGUGAGAAUUUGUCACUUCUUGAAAAAAUUGAUGGGUUAAACAGAGAACUGGAGAUUACCAAGGAAAAACUUCAUACACUGGAGCAAGCCUGGGAACAGGUCACUAAAUUAGGUGGGGAAGGCACCAUGGAUAAGGCAACUAAAGCAAUCACGAACAGUGAAAUACUGUCUAUAUCCAAAAAAAUAACAAUGUUGGAGAUGAAAGAACUAAAUGAACGACAAAGAGCAGAGCAUGCUCAUAAAAUGUAUGAACACUUAAGGACUUCUUUUAAACGAGUUGAAGACCGAAACUUUGAGUUGGAAACUAAAUUUGCAGAGCUGACUAAACAGAAUUUGGAAGCUCAAAAGAUAGAACAGGAAUUAAGGGAUGAACUGUCCAACAGUGUGAGCAAGGCUGUCAGUGAUGCCGACAGGCGACGGAUCAUGGAGCUGGAGAAAAUUGAAGCAGAGCUGAAAAUGGAAGUUUCAAAGUUAAGAGACAUCUCGGAAGUAGCCAAAAUGCAGGUAUCUGCUUUGGAAGCUCGUCAGCAGUCAAGAGAGAAGGAAGUGGAAGCCCUUAGGAGGCAGGUGCUGGAUUAUCAGGCUCAAUCUGAUGAAAAAGCACUUGUAGCAAAACUCCAUCAACACAUCGUGGCUUUGCAAAUGAGUGAGGCCACAGCUGUUAGUAAGCUGGAGGCAGCCUUGGUUAAAGGGCAAAAACUAGAGGCCUACAGCCUGCGUAUGGAGCAGAAACUAGACGAUAAAGAGCAGGCCUUGUACUAUGCCAGGCUAGAGGGACGUAACAGGGCCAAGCAUCUGCGGCAGACCAUCCAAUCACUUAGGAGGCACUUCAGUGGUGCCCUGCCUCUGGCACAGCAAGAGAAAUUCUCCAAAACUAUGAUCCAGCUCCAAAAUGACAAACUAAAGAUCCUUCAGGAUGUACAGCGAACAGAGCAGGAAAAGAGGAAGACUGAAGAAAAGGCCCUUGAACUGGAAAUCAAGAUGAAAGGACUGGAGGAGCUCAUUAGCACGCUGAAAGAUGUAAAAGGAGCACAAAAGGUGACUGAAUGGCAUAAGAAAAUGGAAGAGCUUCGUCUACAAGAUUUAAAGCGUAGUAGAGAGUUUGGCUUUCAAAAAGAAGAGAUAAAAUAUUUGAAGAAUGUUAUUGCUGGGCAAGAACGUACAAUUAGCAGUCUAGAAGAAGAAGUUAUCCAGCAGAAAAAUCUCCAUGAAGAACAACAACUAUCUUGGGAUCAGAGAGAAGUAGAGCUGGAGCGACAGCUGGAUCUGUAUGAACGACAGCAGAAUGAAGUGCUAAGCACUGCAAGAAAGUUUGAAGAAGCAACUGGAAAUAUCCCAGACCCCAGCUUGCCUCUACCUCAGCAGCUUGAUUUCGCUCUAAGGAAGAUCAAAGAACAUCUCCGCACCAUUCUAGAAACACAGUCAACUUGCAAGAUUUUAGAAGAAAAACUCAAAGAAAAAGAGGAAGCUCUGUGGAAGGCGGAACAAAAUGUGCUUUCAAGGGACAAGGUCAUCAAUGAGCUGAGGCUUCGUCUGCCUGCUACGGCUGAGAGAGAGAAACUGAUUGCGGAGUUAGGAAAGAGAGGAGAGGACCCAGAGUACCAACAAGCACUAAAGGUGGCCCAUCAAACCAUUGCCAACCUUCAGGCCAGAUUAAACCAGAAAGAAGACAUUGUGAAAAAAUACCAGAACCUCUUGGCUAGAGCAAGACAGGAACAGGAAGAUAUGACAAAGAAGCAUGAAGAGCAAAUUAGAGUUUUGCAUCAAAAACUGGAUUUGCAUUCUGAUACAUCUUUGAACAAAUUCAAACAAACAGCCCUGGAAUUGAUGAAGAAGCCCAACAUUGCAGUUCCUACUACAAAACACCUAGUCCGAUUGGCUGAGAUGGAACAAACUGUAGCUGAGCAAGACAACUCCCUUUCUUCUCUCACUGAAAAAUUAAAAAGAGUGACAGCUGAUCUAGAGAAGCAGAAACAAAUAACAUCAAUGAAAAUGAAGGAACAUGAAAAUGAGAAAGCCAAGCUUGAAGGAAAAUAUGCUACUCAGUCAAAAAAGCUGAGGGAGGAAGCUGAUGAAUUACGUGAACAGCUGUCGCAAACAGAGAAGGAGGUUCAGUAUCUGAAAACAGAGCUGGAAGCACAGAAAGAAGCCAAUGUCAAGUCUCCUACUGCUACAAUGAAAAACCUAGUUGAAAGACUUAAAUCACAAUUAAUGCUGAAGGAAAAACAACAAAAGGCCCUCAGUAAAGCACUGUUAGAACUUCGUUCAGAAAUGACAGCUCAUGCAGAGCAGCAGAUAAUUGCAAGUGCAGCACAAAAGGAGCAAAACUUAAAUGUGCAACAGAUUGUAGAUAAGCACACUAAAGAUCUGAAGUCUCGUAUUCAAGAUCUAAGUGAAGAACUCCAGACAGCCAAGGACAGCCUUAAAAUGAUAAAGAACAGGGAAAACUCCUUGAAAGACGAGGUGGAAAGUUUGAACAGAGAAUUGCAAAGAAGUCAGAAGUCUCAGUCCAAACUGCAGACAGAGAGAGAUGAACUGGACAAAGAGAAUGAAGAGCUGAAAAAAAGAAUCAAGAGGCUCACCAGCAGCCUGCAGAAUAAGUCUGAUGGUGAAGGAAAAUGUGCUACACUAGAUGAACUUCAAAAGAAGGUGAAAAGGCUAGAAUCUGAGUUAGAGAGUAAAAAUACAGAACCUCCAGUGGAAAGAAAACCCAUGAAAGAAGAUAAGACAACAAAAGAAGAAAUAAUAAGAUGGGAAGAAAGCAAAAAAUGGCAAGCUAAACUAGAAAGUGUUCGGAACAAAUUAAAAGAAAAGGAGAAAGAGGUUGAUACCCUAACAAAACAGCUCAGUACAUUAAAGGACCUCUAUGCCAGAACUGAUCAGGAAAAAGCAGCCCUGCAGAAGAAACUCAAAAGCCGUGGUGUGACUGUAGAUCAGGUAGUGGGAGCUCGAACUUUAGAAUCUGAAAAAAUGAUUGAAGAACUCAAGAGGAGAAAUUCAGACCUUGAGCACCAAAUUGUUUUAAUAAAACAACAGCAGGCUUUGCCCCGAGACAUAGCAAUGGAAGACUUAAAUCUGAAAAAUCGAUACCUAGAGGAAAAAAUUCAUUCUCUAGAAAAGCAGCUUACAAAAGAACCACUUUCAAGACCUUCAGAUAAAAUUUCAGUUCUCCAUUCCUCGUCUAAUAUGAUCACAUCUCCUAAGGAGACUCAAUAUAAAGAAUAUGCAGUUAAAAAUGAAAGCUCAGGUAAAGAGUGCACCAUUACUGAGAGUGAAAAACUAUUUCCACAAGAAGCUAAGAGCAUAAGUGAUAUUGAAGAAAAGAACCAAAGUGACACACAUUUUUAUGAAACCUACCUUGAAGACAGAGCAGGGUUGAAUAAGGAUAAACUUGAUGAGAGAGAUCCAGGAAUAGCAGAGAAUCCCAUGACAGAAGAACAGACUGAUGUUGAAGGGUCUAAUCUUGACGUAUUGUGGUCCCCUGAUGAAUGUGAAAGUGCUAGAGAUCAUGAUAAGGAGGGUAAACUGAACAUUGCUGACUGUGAUCAUCCUGUAUCUGAAAAGACUGACUCAGAACACAGUGAAAGUGUGACUAAUGAAGAGGGUGAACUAUGUGCAAAACAGAGAGAAAAUGGAAGCACUGAAGAAAAUAAUGGACAUGAUAUGAAUGAAGUAAAGGAGGAUUCUGCCAAGAAAAAGUCAGUUCUUUCUUUAAAAUGUGGACAGGAACUUGAACCAUCUUUUGAAACUGGUGAAGAUGUUCAUGAAGAAGAACCACAAAUAGUAGAACAUGAAGCUUAUAUUUCAGAUAAAGAUAUGGGGACAUUACCUGAAAGCGAAUACAUUGAGGACCCAGAACUGAAGCACUCUGAAGUUCAUGAGACAUCUGGUAGGGGUUCUGAUACACCAUCUCAAGCAGAGCAUGAAUUGCAGCGUCAAAAUCUUAAGCUGUCUUCAGAAAACUUGGAAUUGCGCUUCCAGUUGGAACAGGCCAGAAAAGAUUUACCUAGAUUAAAUGACCAAGUUGCAGACCUUAAGGAGAUGUGUGAUAUUGUUAAAAAGGAGAAGACUGAACUUGAGCGAAAACUUGGCAAUGUCCGUGGGUCCGGACGUAGUGGUAAGACAGUCCCUGAGCUGGAGAAAACGAUUGGGCUAAUGAAGAAGGUGGUAGAAAGAGUGCAAAGAGAAAAUGAAGCACUGAAAAAGGCACCAGGAAUAGUAUCCAGGGAGCAACUGACCGCUCUGGAAAAUGAAAACGAAAAGCUCAAGUCUGACUAUGAAAAACUGAAGUUACAAGUCGGAGGUCAAUUAAGCAUGAGGUAUGAGUCAAAAACAAAGGGAAUGGAGAAAAUAAUUUCAGAGAAUGAGCGUUUACGCAAGGAUCUCAAAAAGGAAGCAGAAGCAGCAGAAAAACUGAGAAUAGCAAAGAAUAAUUUGGAACUUACAAAUGAGAAACUAAGGGUGCAGCUGGAGGAAACCAAUCAAAGGCUCAGCAUUGCUGAAAGCAGAGGACCACAACUGGAGGGAGCUGAUAGCAAAAGUUGGAAAUCUAUUGUGGUAACAAGGAUGUAUGAGAGUAAAAUGAAAGAACUUGAAUCGGAUAUUGCCAGAAAGAACAGCAGUAUCACAGACGUGAAGCAGCUUCUAAAAGAAGCUGUGGAACGGGAACAGAAAACUAGACUUGUUAUCAAUGAUCUAAAAGAGCAGAUUGAGAUUCUAAAACACUUCCCAGAGGAUGCUAAAACAGAGUCAGGUCUUGCCAAGGAAUUGCAACUUUUCAGGCUGACAAACAGUCGCCUGGAGAAAGAAAAGGCAGAGCUUGUUCAUCAGUUGGCUAUUUAUAGGCAGCAAAGAGGAGCAGAAGCUGACAGUACCACUGAGCCUGUAUUUGAUGAACUCCUAGAGAAAGCCAUGAAACAUGAUAAGCUGAUGGAAGAGUUGGUUGAGCUGCAAACCCAUCUUAAGGCGGCAGAUCUAGAUAAAAGACAUAUGCAGGAAGAAGUAAAGAAAAUGAAAAAAGAACUGGAAAACUUUGACCCUACAUUCUUUGAAGAGAUUGAGGAUCUGAAGUUCAACUAUAAUGUAGAAGUAAAAAGAAAUAUUCUCCUGGAGGAACAGCUGAAGAAACUAUCACAACAGUUUGGUGUUGAGGUUGAUAUUCCAACCAAUGUGUCUGUUGACUAGAAGGCAGAAAGGUUUGGUGUCUUAACAUGUUUUAAUUUAAUAAAUAUGAAAAAAGAGGACUCAAGAUUUAUUAUACAUUGUUUAUCGGUACAAUGACAUUAAACAAUUUUGGAGGCUAUCUUAACAUUAAAUGAAAUGUAUAUUUUUAAAAUUACAAACCCACUUCAUAAAAUGUACAUAAUCUGAAUUUUACAUUUAAAC